UUUUAAUGUUGAAUCUUCCAAAUUUUCGUUCUAUAAAUUCCUCUCAGGCCCAAGAGAUUGAGUAAGCCAUCUGCUGGGGAUAUUCUUGUUCUUGGACUCAGUGCAGCUCAAAGCUUUAAACUUUGCUCGCAGUCUCCCCAAACCCAGAUGAUUUCGUGACGCUUGUUCAUAAAUCCGUAUCAGACCCAGAAAUCUUUCGUGAUUUUUGUCACCUGGGCAGUGCUUGUUUCAGCAUUUCUUGAUUGGUCAGAUCCAUGGGUCGCUCUCGCUCGCAUUCUCAUUGUCAUUCCUCUGUCUUUGGCCUGUGCUUCUUGUUCCUCCUCCUGUCGGAUUGCUUCUGCUUGUCUUCCUCCUCGGGAGCUCAAGAGAGCGACAGGAUCACUGAGUUGCCCGGCCAGCCCAGGAAUGUGGACUUUGCUCAGUACUCGGGCUACGUGACCGUGAACCAAAAGGCGGGGAGGGCGCUGUUCUACUGGCUGGUGGAGUCGCCAGCGAGCCGCGAACCCGCGUCGAGACCCCUCGUGCUGUGGCUCAGUGGGGGCCCUGGUUGCUCGUCUGUUGCGCAAGGAGCAGCCCAGGAGAUUGGCCCGUUUCGAAUUAGGCCCAAUGGGAAGACACUCUACUCGAAUCCUUAUGCUUGGAAUAAAUUAGCAAACAUCCUGUUCCUCGAAUCUCCGGCAGGUGUCGGUUUCUCAUACACAAACACAACCUCGGAUUUGUACACUGCGGGCGAUAACAGAACUGCUGAAGACGCAUACAUAUUCCUGGCAAACUGGUUCGAGAGGUUUCCUCAGUACAAGCACAGAGAUUUUUACAUUACUGGAGAGAGUUAUGCAGGACAUUAUGUUCCUCAGCUGUCUCAAAUUGUUUAUGAGAGAAACAAAGGGAUUCAGAACCCGGUUAUCAAUUUCAAAGGUUUCAUGGUGGGAAAUGCUGUUACUGAUGAUUACCAUGACCUCAUCGGCACUUGGGAGCACUGGUGGACCCACGGGUUGAUCUCCGACUCGACCUAUAAAGUUCUCUUGGCUGCUUGCAAUUCAAGCUCCUCUCUGCGUCCUUCGACAGACUGCACGAAGGCCAUUACUCUCGCUAACGCCGAGCAGGGGAAUAUUGACCUCUACAGCAUCUUCACUCCGCCUUGCAACAGUACCGGCUCGCUUAAGCAAAACUUAAGGGGUCACUAUCCGUGGAUGUCCAGACCCUACGAUCCCUGCACGGAGACGUACUCUCCCAUUUACUUCAACUUGCCUGAAGUUCAGAAGGCACUACACGCAAAUGUUACUGGGAUUCCAUACCCAUGGGAAACAUGCAGCGAAGUAGUGAGUAGCAACUGGGGAGAUUCUCCGCUCUCGAUGCUUCCCAUCUACAAAGAACUCAUACCUGCAGGCAUCAGAGUGUGGCUCUUCAGUGGCGACACUGAUGCUGUAGUUCCCCUUACUGCAAGUCGAUACUCCAUUGAUGCCCUGAAGCUUCCGACUCUGACCAACUGGUAUCCUUGGUAUGAUAAUGGAAAGGUUGGUGGAUGGAGCCAAAUAUACAAGGGGCUGACCUUCGUGACCGUGACAGGGGCAGGGCACCAGGUCCCACUCCUUCGACCUCGGCAAGCAUUCAUUCUAUUCCAAUCAUUCUUGGCGAAUAAGCCGAUGCCAAGCUAAACAAAAAAAGCAAAUUCACUUCUGGGCCUACUAAUGCACCUCCUCUCUUAAUAUGGGCUCAAAUUCAAUGCUACAUAUUGCUUAUUAUGGCAGCUAAUUUGUAAUUGCCAUAACAAUAAAAUACUUCCUAGUGAGUUUCAAAUAAAGUCUUAUCUAUUUUUCGUGGAGAGAGAAGGAGUAUUUAGUAGUCAUUUUCCAAAUUCACUAUGUCGACUUCUAUGUAAUAUGGCUUUUAUGAUCAAUACAGAAAUUUUAUAGAUGUCAAAACAAGA
Messenger RNA from Punica granatum (pomegranate), 1927 nucleotides. NCBI's taxonomy places the organism in Eukaryota, Viridiplantae, Streptophyta, Magnoliopsida, Myrtales, Lythraceae. The record is from RefSeq and is a predicted model, not a curated record.